Dothidotthia symphoricarpi CBS 119687 is the source of this 1329-nucleotide messenger RNA. RefSeq lists its product as uncharacterized. The transcript has a single exon. The record is from RefSeq and is a predicted model, not a curated record. Lineage: Eukaryota; Fungi; Ascomycota; Dothideomycetes; Pleosporales; Dothidotthiaceae. Bases 1 to 1329 code for a protein of 442 amino acids.
AUGCCGUUUGAGGAGCAUUACCGGUUCGACCACUCGGCAGUGGCGUCCCCGCGACAAACGUACCCGGACUCACCAAGACAGUCUUCCUCGUCCAUCCCUGGCACACCCCGCGAGACCAGCGCCACGUUUCGCCCACCCGUCCCAAAGCACGAUCCCGCCACUCUCGACGGUCCGUCACGCUUGAGGCGAUCGCGGUCGAAUAGCGCCAGCUCACGAUCCAGCCUCGAGGGUCGUCGCGAAAGGUCUACGCGGGCACUUGCACCCCCCAGCCUGGACAAGCCACUUCCGUCAUGUCCAAGAAGCAGCCCGUCGUCAAAGUACAACGACUGGUACAGCCUGAAGGGGUACCGCAACUUUGACAUCUGUCCGACUUGUUACGAGGGUGCCUUUGCCGACACGCCGUUCGAUAUUCAUUUUUCACAGGCACGACUGUACGACCGUCCAACCGAACGUCUCUGCGACUUCAGCAGUCCAUGGAUGCGCCUCGCCUGGCUCCUGACCAUCAAACAACGUCGCCAAUCCCUACAACUCCUCUACGCCCUCGCCGACAUCGCAGACGGCGAGCGGCCGUGCCCCGGGGACCGAGAAGCCAGCAGCGACCGCAUCAACUGGUACGGUAUCCCCGACCAACGCGACGGCAUCCACGUCGCAAACUUCGCCAUCUGCUCCUGCGACGUCCGCAUGAUCGAAGCCAUCUUCCCCACCAUGCGCGGCUACUUCACCCGCCUACCCCCCUCGCACCAACCCACAAAGUCCCUCUGCAGCCUCCGCAUCGCCUCCCGCCGUUUCCCAAAAUACCUCGACCUCCUCGUCGAACUCGACGCCGAGGCUCAGUCCCUCGCCCUCCGCCCAAAUAUCGCACGCUUCAUCCAGCUCGCCCGCGACAGCGCCUUCAAGGGCGAGUGCGCGAGGGAUAAAGCCUACCUGCGCAAGCCAUGGCACUUUAUCCCUGCCCUCCCCGAACUCACAGUCUGCGAGGAGUGCUACGACGACGUCGUCUGGCCUGCUAUGCAGACCCAGAAAUCCUCCCUGCCCCGCCUCUUCACUAAAGCUAUCCAGCUCGUGCCUCAGGAAGAUACGGAUGUGGGGUCCAGCUGUGCGCUGUAUAGCCCCCGUAUGCGCAGGGUCUGGGAGACGAGUAUCAGGGAGGAUGACUUUAUGUAUCUCAAGCGCAAGGCGGUGGAGAGGAAGAGGGCGGAGGCAAGGUUGGCGAGGGAGCGGAAGGGUGUUGUUGCUUGGAUGGCGGGGGUGGAGAGGGGGGGCCGCGAGUGGGAGCGCGCUAGGGCUGAGCUGAGGGAGGUGGAGAGGGAGUGGGCUGUUUGGGAGUGA